AUGACUAUGGUAUCCAAAAUUUGGGAAGGGUUUCAACGAAAAAAGCGAGAAUGGAUUUUCCCUGCCUCAAAACUCAUCGAAAAUGUUGACUACACAAAACAUGAGUUCAUAGCCAAAAUAAAUUCUGAUAGGCAUACAGAAGACAGGCCAGUGGAGUACUUUUUGAAAGGACCUGGUGCAGACCAGAAGCCGUAUAACCUCUUUGUUGUUGACCCCAAAACCGGCUUUGUAAGAAUCACUGACAUUCUGGACAGAGAGCAUAUAGCACAAUACAAUCUAAGAGGAAUCGCAAAGUACACAGAUGGCACAUAUGCAGAGGAAGAAGUGCCACUAAGAAUACUGGUUGAAGAUCAGAAUGACAACCAGCCAAAGUUCAAGUUUUUCGAAGGGUCUGUGAAUGAAUCAAGCAAAAUAGGAACUCCUGUCAUGCAGAUAAGUGCAGAAGACGCAGAUGAGCACGGCACCAUCAAUUCAAAAAUUGCAUACAGUAUAGUGAAGCAAACCCCAGAGGGGUCUGGCUCCAUGUUCUCCAUUGAUAGAGGCACUGGGAAGAUCUAUGUUAGACGGCACACCCUGGAUAGAGAGACCCAUGAUGCCUACACUUUAGUAGUGCAGGGUGUGGAUAUGGACGGAGCUGCAAACGGCUACACAGGAACUGGAACAGUGCAGAUUCAGAUCUUGGAUAUCAAUGACAAUGUUCCUACUCUCGAAAAAGAAGAGUUUGCAGGCACUAUUGAGGAAGGCAUUGCUGGUAUGGUUGUUAUGAAAAUCAAAGCCCUGGAUAAAGACUUGGAAAACACUGAUAACUGGCUUGCUCACUUUGUAAUCACUAAGGGUAACGAAGAUGGGCUAUUUAGUAUAGAAACUGACCCUAAAACCAAUGAAGGCAUUCUAAAACUCAUCAAGGCUGUGGAUUAUGAAAACAUCAAAGAGCUGAACCUGGAUGUGGCUGUUUCAAACGCAGCACCUUUCAUCGGUGGAAAAGGAAUAGGAGCAGGAGCGAAACCUGGCAACCCAUCAGGAGAGACAAGCGUCCCAAUUAAAAUCACUGUAAACAAAUUAUCCAAAGGCCUAAUGUUUUCAGAUCUUGUGCUGCCUGUGUUGGAGGACCCAAAGAAAAGUAAUCUUCCCAAGAUCAUAGGUUCCUUUCCUGCUGUGGAUCUGGAUACUGGAAAAAUUGCUCAAAAUAUCAGAUAUGUGAAAGCAUAUGAUCCAGGUAACUGGCUAGCCAUUGAUGAGAAGACUUCUAAAGUUAAACUUGUGAAGAUUCCAGAUCGAGAAUCAGAGUUUGUGGUCAAUGGAAUCUACAUAGCAAAGAUAAUCUGCAUGAUUGAAGAUUUGCCAUUCAAGACAGCUACUGGAACAAUAGCUUUAAAAGUUGAAGAUUCAAAUGACCACUGUCCCAAACUGACAAGCACCUAUGAGAAUGUAUGUUCUGACACUAAUGUUAUAAAUAUCACCGUAUUCGAUGAGGACAUUUAUCCCAAUCAAGAGCCUUACAAAUUUGUUCUGAUAAAGGAAGAGACUCGAGGAGAAUGGGAGAUGGUUCCUGUAAAUGGAACAACAGUGAGCUUCCCCUCCAAGGAGACGCUGUGGGCAGGUUUAUACAAGCUGACUGUGGAGAUCUCUGACAUGUAGGGUCUAGGCUGUGAAGAGAGACAGAAGCUUCAGAUGAAGGUAUGCACCUGUCAGGAAGGUGACGUGUCUGAAGCGUGCAAGGAAAACCGACAUUACGUGUUUUCGGUCAAAAAGGCAAGCUAUGCAGCUUGGGAUCCUCCUCAGGAGGACAGUCUGCUGAUCUUCAACUAUGAAGGUCAAGGCUCAACUGCUGGUUCAGUGGGUUGCUCCAGCCUCGAGUCAGACAAUGACCUAGAGUUCCUCAAUUAUUUGGGGCCAAGAUUUAUGACUUUAGCAGAGAUUUGCAGUCCUGCAAAGGCAAGUCCAUCACCUACCAAUGAUGAACACAUUGUCAAGUUAGUGGAUAUGAGCAUCAAAAGCAUUAUCACCGGUAAUACAUUUCAGCCUCCAAAAUAUCUAAGACCUCCACCACAGCAGAGUACAGCUAUUACCAAUAUAAUCAAUAAUUCAGUCAUUACUGAAACUAACAACAAAUCAGAUGCUCUUCCCAUGAAUACUAGUCAAACACUGCUCGUACAGCAGCAACCUCUGUACUAUUUGGUGGAACAUCAGGUACCAAACACUGUGAUUCUUGCUGAGAGACCUGCACAGGGUAUGUACCUAAUCAAUGGCCCCACAGGUGUUGAGGGUCUAAUCUUCCAGAAUGAUAAUAUAGCACAGGGCACUCUAGAACAACAGGGAAUGAUUGAUGGAGCAUCUAUAAUGCAGGGAGGUAUUGUGUUGGAUGGCGGUCCGAGUCCAACCAGUCCAGGAAGCUUAACUACACCUACCAUAGUAGUUAAGAGACAGCAAGGCAGACAGAAGCUCAAGGUUACAGGAGCUCAAGGCACUCAUCCCUGGAAAACUUAUGUUUGGUUUCUUAAAUCAGAAUGA
Electrophorus electricus (electric eel) is the source of this 2511-nucleotide messenger RNA. The record is from RefSeq and is a predicted model, not a curated record. NCBI's taxonomy places the organism in Eukaryota, Metazoa, Chordata, Actinopteri, Gymnotiformes, Gymnotidae.